UUGGUUUAUGUUCUGUAGAGUUGUACAAUAUCUCAAAAUAUUUUUUGGUGUUAUUCGUAAGUUGUAAUUAAACUCUGCUGGUAUUAAUGUAAUUGUUUAGCCCUAUGGCAGAAGUUCAUAUUGUUGGCCAAAUAAUUGAAGCAAAAGAUUUUCCAAAGCAAAAUUUGUUCUGCAAGUGGUUUCUUCAAAUUGGGAAUAACUGGAAAAUAAUUUCUGGAAAGAAAGAAGGUCAGACUCAAGUUACUUCCUCUCAACUAGGAAAUGGUUGUAAAUGGUCCUUUCCUAUAGAUAUUCACUUGGCCACCGCAGGACUUCAAGGAUGGCCUAAAAUUUAUCUACAAGUAUAUCACCUUGACUGGUUAGGACGAAGUCACAUUUUUGGUUACGGAUUUAUUACAGUUCCCGCUUCUCCUGGCACACAUAUUGUAGACUGUUACACGUGGAGACCUUUUGGUACCAUAAAAGAUCGUUUUGUACAAUAUUUUUUGGGAGGCGGAUUUCAAAUUAAAAACCCAGAUUUGGUUUUUUCUUCCGGAGAACGAUAUAAACUGUCUACAGAGGCUAUGGGAGUUGUUUCGUUUGAACUUUGCGUAAUACUUAGAAAUUUUACAAAUUACGGAGUUGAAUAUGAGUAGAAUGGGCUUCGAGAUGCUUUUUAAAUUGGUGCUGUUUAGCUUGUAUAUAA
Messenger RNA from Zophobas morio, 685 nucleotides. It is a transcript of the gene B9d2, whose product is annotated as B9 domain-containing protein 2. Gene Ontology annotation, cellular component: MKS complex. Gene Ontology annotation, biological process: cilium assembly. Bases 105 to 635 code for a protein of 176 amino acids. The transcript is spliced from 4 exons. NCBI's taxonomy places the organism in Eukaryota, Metazoa, Arthropoda, Insecta, Coleoptera, Tenebrionidae. The record is from RefSeq and is a predicted model, not a curated record.